Molecule: messenger RNA, 162 nt
Organism: Acaulospora morrowiae
Lineage: Eukaryota; Fungi; Glomeromycota; Glomeromycetes; Diversisporales; Acaulosporaceae
Source: the annotation of a GenBank genome assembly
AUGCCAGACUCACAAUACUUAGUUAGUUUAAAGAGUCGGUGCCAUAACAAAACAAAAUUUAGUGAGGAAGACAUACCUGCAAAGUAUAAAUGUGAACCAGAGCAAGAAGAAACGGACAACAAGAGCUCUGAAGAUGAGCAGAACAGUAGUAGCAAUAUAGAU